CCGUGAAGUUAGCCCAUGCGGGGCGCUACCCCCACCCCGCCGAAAUCCUGGCCGUGCAGCCGGAUCGACGGUCCAGAUUCUUGCGCGCAUGCUAUAAAAGGCGGAGAUCUCGGUGCCGGUGGAAAAAAAAAACCCUAAAACAUUCUACUCCUGUAUCCCAGCCGCCACAAACAGCCAGCCGGCCGCCAGGAUUUCUCCUUGCGUUCCUGCAUGGCUGCAUGGCCACUAACAGACUGCCGGCCGCCAGGAGCUAUCCAUGCAUUUCUGCAUGGGCCUCAUGGCCGAGCUAUGCUCAAGUGCCGCCUCUGGUUUCCCUUUUUUUUUUUUUUAAUUUUCUUCUCCCCAGCCGCUGCUCCACUCGGCCGCCAGGGAGCAUCACGCUUGUUUCUUUCUCUGAUUCUUUGUCUGAGCAGCCGCUAGAGCACAGAGCUACUGGCCGAACGUGCCCGAGUACGGCCGUUCCUGCGCGUUGCAUGCUCCUAUCUCUCUCUUUUUUUUUUCUUUCUUUCACUGUUUACUGAUUUUGGAGAUUACUAACGCACGGUUGGCUUCAAUGCACCGGAGAUGGCCGGCCUGAGCCGCCUCGCAUCCCCAUCCCGCCGACGUGCGCGUCCCUUCGGGUGGGCGCGCCGUCGUCGGAUGGGUGCUGCGCGGUGGUCGAGGCCCAGUCCGACGAGUUAAGAACUGCGGCACUGUUAGCCGUCGUCUGCGAACCUCUCUCUCCCCAGGAUCUAUCCUCAACUCGAUCCCUCAAGUGAUUUUGUAACGGGAUCGAGUUUUGGAGGUAAAGAAUCAUAGAUCUGGGUCCCGCGAUAUUUCUGUUAUUUUCUGUGAUGAUUUUAGUGCAUCUGUACACUUUUGAUUCACGUGGUUUUUGAAAAAAAUUAGGGUUCUAACCCUAGCUUCGUUCUGUACGACUUUUUUCUGAUCUGUUCUUGACCGUUUAUUAAAAAAAAUCACGAGUACCUGUUUACAGGUGUACCGAUUAGGGUUAGGUCAUAAAUCCUAACCCUAGACAGUUAUGUGACCUCUCUCUGGUUUGAGGCUGAGACACACUGUGUCUCUUACAGUGGUCAAACCUAAAUCUCUAGGGUUAGGGAAAACCCUAACCUGAGAGCAUCGACUUCUUUCUGUUCUAUUAUCUCUCUGAUCUCGGUGAUGAACAAUAAUAAAAAAAAAUAAGCUCAAUCACAUUAAUCGAGACCUUUCUGUGAUCUCAUAAAACUGAUGUGGAUUAGGAGUUCUAGGGUUCUUAGGAUGCCUCUGAUACCAUUGUUAGAAUCUAUGCUGUCUAGGAUCGAUUCCUAAGUCCCUAGAAUACAAAUCCGUAACUGAAAGUAAAACCUUGAUGACGUGUAGAUCUGAUCUACUGAUCUACUGAGAGGAACGGGGAAACA
This is a messenger RNA of Zea mays, 1397 nucleotides long. RefSeq lists its product as uncharacterized. The coding region runs from base 219 to 521 and encodes 100 amino acids. The transcript has a single exon. The record is from RefSeq and is a predicted model, not a curated record. NCBI's taxonomy places the organism in Eukaryota, Viridiplantae, Streptophyta, Magnoliopsida, Poales, Poaceae.